Didymella exigua CBS 183.55 is the source of this 2436-nucleotide messenger RNA. RefSeq lists its product as uncharacterized. Gene Ontology annotation, cellular component: membrane. The transcript is spliced from 5 exons. The coding region runs from base 1 to 2436 and encodes 811 amino acids. Gene Ontology annotation, molecular function: ABC-type transporter activity; ATP hydrolysis activity; ATP binding. The record is from RefSeq and is a predicted model, not a curated record. NCBI's taxonomy places the organism in Eukaryota, Fungi, Ascomycota, Dothideomycetes, Pleosporales, Didymellaceae. Gene Ontology annotation, biological process: transmembrane transport.
AUGACCGCACUUGUUGUCUACACAGGUUAUCUGAUCCCUCCAAGCAGGAUGCAUCCCUGGUUCAGUUGGCUGCGAUGGAUCAACCCCAUUCAGUAUGGUUUGGAGGGCUUGUUGGUCAACGAAUUCUACAAUCUUGAGAUCCAAUGCACGCCUCCUUAUAUUACCCCUGAUAUUCCCGGCGCUCAGGAACAAUACCAGUCUUGUGCCAUUCAAGGAAGCAGGCCAGGCUCGCUUACCGUUUCGGGCACUGACUAUGCAGAUGCCACCUUUGGCUAUAGACGUAGCCACCUGUGGCGCAAUUUCGGUAUCAUCAAAGGCAUGUUCGUUUUCUUUGUCUGUCUCACAGCCAUCGGUAUGGAGAGCCAGAAGUCUAACAAGGGAGGCGGUACAGUCACUAUCUUCAAGCAAGGACAGGUACCCAAAGCCAUUGAGAAGGAUAUGGAGACACAGCAGAAGCCCGGUGAUGAAGAAGCAGGCAAUAUCGAGGCUGCUGCCUCCAAUGAGAAGUAUGAAAGCGAGAGUUCGAGCGGCAAGCUGAGUGGCAUUGCGAAGAACGAAACGAUCUUUACGUUUCAGAACAUCACCUACACUAUUCCGUAUGAGAAGGGCGAACGCGCGCUCCUCAAGGAUGUGCAAGGCUUUGUACAGCCUGGAAAGCUGACAGCCCUGAUAGGUGCCUCUAGAUCUGGCAAGACCACCUUGUUGAGCACCCUGGCGCAGCGAAUUUGUUUUGGUGUGGUACAUGGCGACUUCCUCGUAGACGGCAAGCCCCUGCCAUCUUCGUUCCAGCGUUCAACAGGUUUCACCGAGCAGAUGGACAUCCACGAGUCGACCAGCAUAGAGAAAUAUGACUACUUUGAGACUGUCAUCGAUCUUCUCGAGAUGCGCGACAUUGCAGGCGCAGCUAUUGGUACUACAGAUUCUGGCUUGAAUCAAGAGCAACGGAAGAGGCUUGCUAUCGGGGUUGAGCUCGCCAGUAAGCCCGAACUCCUCAUGUUCCUCGAUGAGCCUACGUCUGGACUCGACUCAGGCGCUGCCUUUAGCAUUGUCCGUUUCCUUCGCAAGCUCGCCGACGCUGGCCAAGCUAUUCUUUGCACUAUCCAUCAGCCCAGUGCUGUCCUAUUCGAGAACUUUGACCAGCUUCUCUUGCUGAAGUCUGGUGGCCGCACAGUCUACUUUGGCGAUCUCGGCCACGACUCUCAGACUCUGAUCAAGUACCUGGAGAGCAACGGUGCAAAAAAGUGCAGGCCUAAGGGGAACACAGCUGAGUACACGCUUGAAGCCAUCGGUUUUGGCAAUCCUGAUUACAAGGGCGAGGACUGGGGCGAUGUGUGGGCGCGAUCCGAAGAGAACCAGAAGCUCGGCAGGGAUAUCCAGGACAUCGCAUCGAAGCGGAAGUCUGCAUCGCAGAACGAUGAGACAAAAGACGACCGACAAUAUGCCAUGCCAUACAUGACACAGUGGCUUGCAGUCGUGCACCGCAACUUCGUCGCCGUAUGGCGGGAUCCUGAUUAUGUAACUGGCAUCGUUACGCUCCACAUUGUCACUGGAUUGUUCAACGGCUUCACCUUCUGGAACUUGGGCCAAUUCCAGAUUGACAUGCAGUCUCGACUCUUCUCGGUCUUCAUGACCCUAACCAUCUCCCCGCCUCUGAUCCAGCAACUCCAACCCCGUUUUAUCAACAUCCGGUCGAUCUACGAGUCACGAGAAGGCAACGCCAAAAUCUACUCUGAGCUGCCCUACCGUAUUGUGACUGGUACCAUCUACUGGUGCUGCUGGUAUUUUCCGCCGGGCUUUCCCCGCGACACGUACACAGCUGCAAGCAUCUGGCUAUUCGUCAUGCUUUUCGAGGUCUUCUACCUUGGCCUUGGUCAAGCGAUUGCAUCUUUCGCUCCGAACGAGCUGCUCGCGUCACUAUUUGUGCCAUUGUUCUUCGCUUUCAUCGUCUCUCUCCGUGGUGUAGUCGUCCCCUACGCCGGCCUGCCCAGCUUCUGGCAGGCAUGGAUGUAUUGGCUCACACCCUUCAAAUACCUUCUCGAAGGGUUCCUUGCUCUGCUCACCCAGGGUCAGCAGAUCAGGUGCGACACUAACGAGCUGGCGAUCUUCCCUCCCCCACCUGGCCAAGACUUUCAGGCGUAUGCUGGGCAAUUCGCGCAGCAGUCAGACGGGUACGUGGAAGCGCAAGCCGACGGGACCUGUGGAUACUGCCAAUUCGCUACCGGUGAUGCGUUUGCAGCAAGUUUCAACGUGUUCCCGCAGAACAUCUGGCGGGACUUCGUCAUUAUGUGGGCGUACAUUUUCUUCAGCUUUGCACUUGUGUUUUUCUGCACUUAUCUGUACCUUGGCGGCAUGUGCAAGAUCAUUUCUGUUUUCAGAUCCUUAGCGAGGAAAGAGAAGGCGGCAAAGAAGAAGCAGCGGAGUGGUGAUGCAGCAUAG